AUGGAUUCCGAUCAUUCCCAUGUCCUCAUCUUCCCUUUCCCUGUUCAAGGCCAUGUCAGUUGCAUGCUCAAACUUGCUGAGCUCCUCUGUCUCUCCGGCCUCCACGUCACCUUCCUCAACUCCGACAUCAUCCACCGCCGUCUUCUCCGUUACACUGAUGUCGUCUCUCGUUUCUCUCGAUACCCUGGCUUCACAUUCGAGACCAUUUCCGAUGGCCUUCCCCCCGAUCACCCUCGAUCUGGUAAUAGAGUUGUUGAUAUCUUCGAUUCCAUCAAAAUGGUAACCAAACCUAGGUUUAGGGAAAUGCUUCUCCCCGGCGGCUGCUUGAAUUGUAGCAAUCGGCCACCGGUUUCCAGUGUGAUCGCUGAUGGGAUCAUGUGUUUCACCAUUGAUGUUGCUAAAGAGAUCGGGAUUCCCAUUUACCUUUUCCGUACGGUUAGUGCUAGUUGUUUUUGGGCUUUUUACUGCAUUCCUAAGCUCAUUGAAUCCGGCGACCUUCCCAUCAAAGAAGAUGAUGAAAUGGAUAGACUUCUAAUUGGUGUCACGGGGAUGGAGAAGUACCUUCGGCUGCGUGACUUGCCGAGUUUUUGUCGUGCGAGUGAUCUAUCGGAUCGAGCGUUCCAAGUCGUGACAUCGGAGACACAAGAGACGCAUCGAGCAAAUGGGCUCAUACUCAACACUUUUGAAGACUUGGAAGAAUCCGCGUUGGUGCAAAUUCGUAAGCACAUUCCUAAUUUAUAUGCGAUCGGGCCACUUCACGCCCACUUAAAAUCCCGAUUGGAAGCUCGAAUGACAUCACCACCUCGAUCGUCAAACAGUUUAUGGGAGGAAGAUCGAACUUGCAUGACGUGGCUAGAUAAGCAGUCACGGAAGUCCGUCAUCUAUGUUAGUUUCGGAAGCAUGACCAUGUUGAGUAGGGAGGAGCUUAUCGAGUUUUGGUAUGGACUUGUGAAUUCUAGGAAGAAAUUUUUGUGGGUGGUGAGACCCAACUCGGUAGCCGGAGACGGUCAAAACUUUCCGACACAACUAUUAGAAGGUACGAUGGAGAGAGGAUACAUGGUGAGAUGGGCGCCACAAGAGGAGGUUCUCGCUCAUCCGGCGGUCGGUGGGUUCUUGACGCAUAGCGGAUGGAAUUCGACGUUGGAAAGCAUUGUGGCUGCGGUGCCUAUGAUAUGUUGGCCUUAUUAUGCGGACCAACAAGUUAAUAGUAGGUUAGUCGGAGAAGUGUGGAAGUUAGGGUUCGACAUGAAAGACAUUUGUGACAGGGUUGUAGUCGAGAAAAUCGUUAAGGAUUUAAUGGGCGUAAGACGAGAUGAGUUAAUAAGACCGGUUGAUCGGAUGAUGAAAAUGGCACGAAGAUCGGUUGUAGAGGAUGGAACUUCUCAUAGUAAUUUGAAUCGUUUAAUUGACGAUAUAAAAACCUCGACGAAAAAGAAAGAAAUAUUUUAA
Messenger RNA from Cynara cardunculus var. scolymus (artichoke), 1449 nucleotides. RefSeq names its product 7-deoxyloganetic acid glucosyltransferase-like. Gene Ontology annotation, molecular function: UDP-glycosyltransferase activity. The transcript is spliced from 2 exons. Lineage: Eukaryota; Viridiplantae; Streptophyta; Magnoliopsida; Asterales; Asteraceae. Bases 1 to 1449 code for a protein of 482 amino acids. The record is from RefSeq and is a predicted model, not a curated record.